This is a messenger RNA of Phytophthora nicotianae INRA-310, 327 nucleotides long. RefSeq lists its product as hypothetical. NCBI's taxonomy places the organism in Eukaryota, Oomycota, Peronosporomycetes, Peronosporales, Peronosporaceae. The record is from RefSeq and is a predicted model, not a curated record. Bases 1 to 327 code for a protein of 108 amino acids. The transcript has a single exon.
AUGUGCUACUCCGAUUCAGCUCGAGCUUCAAAGGAAACCCGCAAGACCAUGAGCCCGGAACUCUUCGAAAUGCUGAUCCAUUUCAAGACAAAUUGGGAAAACCAUGUGCAGGUUGAGAAGGACCAAGCCUUACUGGACAGAUUGGAUGUAGAUACUCUCACUCGUCAAGCUGAAUCAAGUUAUGAUAAAUUGUUGUUUGACCAACGUAUGCGCAAUACUGACAGCGAGGUUUUCAAGAACUACAGGAUGAAUCAUGGCUUGGCAAGGCAGCUAAGCGCGACGAAGGACCACGAGAAUAAUUUGCAGAGCUUUGUGCGCGAGCUAUAG